AUGCGGCACGUCCAUAAAUACGACAAUACAGACGACGAAAUCACCGGCAAACUGGAUUUCCCAAUCGAAGACAGCAUCGCCAAAGGGGCGUUGCUGGGCGACUCUGUCUUCCCCGACUGGCAAGAUGGCGCUCCUCACAGUAAUGCGGGCGAGAGUCCCGACGAGAUGCAACGAAAAGACCCUCUGGCAACUCAGAUCUGGAAAUUGUACUCGCGGACAAAAUCUCAAUUGCCCAAUCAGGAACGUAUGGAGAAUUUGACUUGGCGCAUGAUGGCGAUGAGUCUGAAGCGGCAGGAAAGAGAGCGAGCCGAACAGGCACGUCGUGCUGCUCAACAAGCUGCUCAGAAGCCUUCUACUACUCCUAGUGGGAUUGCUCAACUUCGUCAAGCCAGUCAGAGUAACAACGCCGCUUCUACUUCUGCCUCGGCUGAUUUUAUGAAUUUGGACGAAUUCAUUGUGCCUUCUUCCAUUGGCUCACCGUCUGGCAUUGAAACUUUACCUGCGACUACCGAUCACAACACUGCCACUCAACCCCAUUCGGUCGCUCCAUCCGGUAUUCCUAUCAAAGGUCGCAAGGAUCAGAAUUUGUCGCAUGGUCCUCUCAUCCCAGCAUCCUUGCCUCAACCUUCGCAGGAUUUGCGUCGUAACGACGAGUUCGGUUACGUCCAGCGCCGUGUUCGGAAGACCAGUGUAGACGAACGCAAGGCGCCUCGAAAGCGACCUGCUGAAUUCUCCCCUCAAGUCGUCCCUACUUCGAACCUAAUGGUUCAACAUAAUGAUCACGAAUUGGACACUGCCAUGAUGCCAGAUUACAGCUUGGACCAACCCGCCUUCCAUCAUCAUCAUCACCAUCAUCAUCAUAACAAUCAUACCUCUCCCAACGUGCCUUUCAAUCUCGACACCUUUCAAAUCAAUGACGAUCCCAUCUUGACAUCCGCAGGACCUUUCCAGCAGAACUUCACUUUUUCUCCUACCGAGUCGCCAUUGGUGACUUCAGGGCCUUUCAGUCACGUCUAUGCUCAGACCCCUAUGGGAUCAUCACUGAACUCCACCGACUUUUAUUCUCCUCCUCCGUCCGGCUACCAGUCCACUGCCUCAACACCGCAGCCUGUCUAUGACGGAGAACAUUCAAUGUACUUUGAGCAGAAUUCCAUGGAUGCCCGUGUCCAGCGUCGAGUUCCCGCCUACGCUGCUCCUAGCCAUCGCACAUCUAAUCUCACUGCCUCUCUGCAGCCUCGAUACAUGUAUGGCUCUAAGAAUGAUCAAAAUUCUGCUACUACCGCCGCCGCCGCUGCCUACAACUCCAUGAGCGGACCGCCUUCUAGCAUCCCUUCUCCUGGAUUUGCGUCGGGUCAGCAACAUAUUGAUCCGUCGUCGGUCAUUAGUCAUAAUGAUUUCUCGGCUCCUCCCUCACAGCACAAUUUGAACCUCACAAGCAGCGAGAACAUGUUCACCUUUGGCGCUGACUCUGACAACGAAGACGAUGAGACAAGCGCCUUCCCGGACCAGAACAUGGCCAUGCAGACCGACUUUCACGGUAUCGAUGACAUCUCCGGUGACAUGGCCUCGAGCUUGCAAUGGGAUGCUCAGCUUGCUGGUCACUAUGGUUCUAUGCCGAACUUUUCAGGCUUGCAUCAUGGACGAAUGGGAGAUAUCAUGGAUCAAUCGCAUGAUUGGGAAAGUACAAGUCUACCCCGCGGACAUGCUUCAGCGACCAACAUGAGCAGACCAAAACUUGGUCGUGCACAUACCGAUCAUAUGGGCAUGCAAAUGCAGUCACAUACGUCCCCCAACACACCUCCUGAAUCUGGAUUCAGCAGCGCUGUACCAUCCCGGCCUGCCAGCCCUGGUGGCACUAAGCCCGGUGAUCAAGGUGCUCCAACUACUUGUACUAAUUGCUUCACUCAAACGACACCGCUGUGGCGUCGUAAUCCUGAGGGGCAACCUCUUUGCAAUGCCUGUGGUCUUUUCUUGAAACUCCAUGGAGUGGUUCGGCCUCUUUCUCUCAAGACAGAUGUUAUCAAGAAGCGAAAUCGUGGCGGAGGAAACAAUCUUGCAAUUGGAGUUUCCGCGGCGCGGUCCAAGAAAGGCUCGCGAAAGAACUCUGUGCAACAGAUUCCCGUUGUUACACCUCCGAGUUCAAGCAAACUCCAAAGUGCUAAUGCUUCAGAAUCACCUCCAUCGAUAUCAGGUUCGACCACAUCUGGUACUGGGUCUAAUGGCGUCGCGGUGUCGGUCAAGAGCGGCGUUGUCCCCAUCGCAGCAGCUCCACCAAAGACCACGCCAUCUGCUGGUGCUCAAGCAAGGGCAAUUCAAGUCGCACCCAAGCGUCAGCGGCGGCUUGACAAAGACUCCAUUGGCUCCUUGGCCAGCAUUCAGGCUAGCUUGUCUCAGGACAGCCCAGAAGCAGUCAAUGAUGAUAUGAAUGGAGACAAUAAAGCUAGUGCAGGGUCAUCAGGGGCUAGGUCUAAAAAUGUACCAUUGGCACCAGCCAUGCCACCGGCAGCGACGAACCCUGCUCAUCACAGUCUGGCUGCAGGAUCCGGCCAGACAGCUAGUCAAGAAUGGGAGUGGUUGACAAUGAGUUUGUAAGCGAAACUUGUUGUGUGGGCAGAAAACUAUCCACAGCAUUCCUGGUGAUUCUUUCACUAUCUUCAACUUUUAAUUAUGGCUGAUGAACUUUCUCAUUUUUUCUCAUGGUGUCUUCAUUUACUACAUGGAGUCGGUUAUAGACAUGACAUGACAUUGAUUGCACAGGUGUGGAUGGUAAACAAGACCCUCACUAUGUGGGUCAAUCAAUACCACCAUCUCUAGUCUGGUCUGUGGAGUUGGGAUUGUGAGCGUCUGAUGGACGAGAACGAAUAACGAUUUCUAAGCUUUUCUUACAUACAAUUCUUCGGGGUGGGCUAGCUUGAGAUUUCUCGUUUUUCGCAACGCGUUUUCAUUUGUUCGAAUGGUGGAUUUCAUCCACUAUAGAGACGAAAUCCAACUGUUGAUUUCUUUAUCCAGAAUGAGCGAUAGAGGAUCAACCUUGCGAACACGAUGUGUGUGUGGAUGACUGUUGAUGUUGUGUUUUCUUUAUUGUUUGAUUUUUACUGCUUGAUACAAUCGCGUCUGCACCGGUUCGCUCAGCCUCAGUUUUGUUUUUAUGUUAUUGUUUUAGUUUUUCAUUUUUGGUUUAUGUUGUCUCAUUUGGGCUGAGCACCGGGCAGAAGUGCGCACUGCUUGAUUUUACUUUUCAUGAGGUGUUUACAGAUUCUAAUACCAGAAUGUGGAUGAAUAAUAGGCUUGGUCUGGUAUCCCAGUCCUUACAUAC
This is a messenger RNA of Talaromyces stipitatus ATCC 10500, 3316 nucleotides long. Its product is annotated as GATA transcriptional activator AreA. Gene Ontology annotation, molecular function: RNA polymerase II cis-regulatory region sequence-specific DNA binding; DNA-binding transcription factor activity, RNA polymerase II-specific; zinc ion binding. The transcript has 4 exons. Gene Ontology annotation, biological process: negative regulation of transcription by RNA polymerase II; positive regulation of transcription by RNA polymerase II. The record is from RefSeq and is a predicted model, not a curated record. Bases 1 to 2592 code for a protein of 863 amino acids. NCBI's taxonomy places the organism in Eukaryota, Fungi, Ascomycota, Eurotiomycetes, Eurotiales, Trichocomaceae.